This is a messenger RNA of Guillardia theta CCMP2712, 894 nucleotides long. RefSeq lists its product as hypothetical. The record is from RefSeq and is a predicted model, not a curated record. Gene Ontology annotation, biological process: protein phosphorylation. The transcript has 4 exons. NCBI's taxonomy places the organism in Eukaryota, Cryptophyceae, Pyrenomonadales, Geminigeraceae. Gene Ontology annotation, molecular function: protein kinase activity; ATP binding. Bases 1 to 894 code for a protein of 297 amino acids.
AUGACAGCGCAUUGGCGUAUUGGAUUUCACAAGAACUUUGAGUUCGGGAAGACUCUGGGCAGGGGGACUUUUGCGAAAGUGAAGGUUGCUAGGCACAAGACGACGGGGACAUGUUUCGCUGUGAAGAUCAUCGACAAGCAGUCGGCAUCUUUCAAGAGAGAAUCCUUGAAGUCUGAGAUCGUUCUCAUGCGCCAAGUGAUCCACCCGAACUGCCUGCGCUUGCACGGAGUCUAUGACGAGAAGUCCAAGUGCUUUUUGAUCCUUGACCUCGCUUCAGGAGGCACGGUCCUAGACCGUAUCAUUGAGAACGAUUGCUUCAAAGAGAAUGAUGCCAAGAAAGUCUCCAAAGACGUGUUGACAGCGAUCGAAUACCUUCACAGCCUGGGGAUCUCACACAGGGACCUGAAACCUGAGAACCUCCUCUACGCUUCCAACGAUCCGCAGUCUCCGGACUACACGACUGUCAAGGUCGCUGACUUUGGGCUGUCGAAGAUCUUCGUUGAGAAGCAGCCGAUGCGAACGGUCUGUGGGUCACCCAACUACGUGGCCCCAGAGGUGGUGGACCCCUACUGCAUCUCGAUAGGGUAUGGCCCGGAAGUUGACAUCUGGUCCAUGGGGAUCGUGAUCUAUGUCAUGCUGUGCGGCUUCCUGCCCUUCUACGCUGACUCGAACGCGGAGCUCUUCAGGCUCAUCUGUGCGGGCGAUUUCUCCUUCCCCUCCCCUUACUGGGAUGGGAUCUCGGAAUCGGCAAAGCAGCUCAUUAGGAAGAUGCUGGUGGUCAAUCCCAAGAGGCGGCUGAGCCCCUCGCAGUGCCUGGCACACUCCUGCGUUCUUGCUGAUCAGAAAGCUCCCCAUCUUCGACAACAUCGACCCCAAGCCCGGGGCAGCACGUGA